This is a messenger RNA of Ustilago hordei, 1152 nucleotides long. RefSeq lists its product as uncharacterized. Bases 1 to 1152 code for a protein of 383 amino acids. The transcript has 5 exons. Lineage: Eukaryota; Fungi; Basidiomycota; Ustilaginomycetes; Ustilaginales; Ustilaginaceae. The record is from RefSeq and is a predicted model, not a curated record.
AUGUCACCAUAUCUCACUCGUUCCAAGACUGCCAUCGUUGUGCCUCCUGCUGAGGUGGCGACGACAUCCUCUCGUUGUCGUCAGGUGGUAUUACAGCUACACCCCCACGAGGAUCCUGCCACAGAGGCGAAUCCUCCUGCUCCCAUGGUCUCAGCCCAGGUGGCUGACCCCCUUGCUCUUCCAGUGGUUCGUUCGCCACUGGAGCCCCUUUUCUUGGGGAUGGAUGAUGACAUCAUUGUCCCCAGCCCCCUUCCCUCCCCUUUCAUUGCUCCCAUCAUUCCCAACCUCGUGGGGAAUGACUAUUCCCCCGCUUCUCCUGCUAUCGACCUUUAUGAGGUGGAUGCGAGACUUGCUGCAGUGGAUAGGACCACUCCUGAAUGGCAGGCCACCUGGGAGGCUGAGUUGGCUAGGUCCCCAACUCCUCCUCCUACUGCCGACGAAGUAAUUGAUGUGGUCCUAGCUGUUUCUAGAGCUGGAACCCCAGUCUAUCAGCCAGAGGUCCAACCUCUAACUCCUCCUCCUCAUUGGGUUGGGCAUCAAAUGCCACCCCCUCCUCCUCCAGAUCGACAUCUCCCUUCUAAUCGGGAGAUUGCUGGUUGGGCUGAAGGGUUCGUCAUGGCCAACCUCUUGAUGCAGGUCGCAGAUGGACACUAUCCAUGUGACUGGGAUGUGCCUGUCAGGUCAUUGGCAGCAAAGCGUCUCCAUCGACUGGUAAUGCUUCGCCUCAUGGAAGGUUGCAUGCCUUGGCCGAGUUGGCAGUGUCGUCGCUGCUUUAAUCUGGGCAUACUCCCUCUCUUUCUUAGUUGUUUCACCUCUGCAUUCACCAAUCCAUUUGGUGAGCAAACUAGGAUUCCUCAUGCCUGCGUGCACUGCUACCUGGCUGGGUUGGGACAUUCCCCACAGUUCCCACCAAGCAGAAUGGGCCCAUCUGACCGUGGCAGAUGGGUCAUUUGGCACUUUCGUCGGCCUGAGCUGUUAUAUGUCAAGCAUCAUGACCAACUGUACUCAGAGCAUCAGCCUCACGAGUCUGUGAUGGAGUCUGGUGGUCCUCCAGACUUCCUUCACGAGUGGGUGGCUCCUACCAAGGAGGAGCUAGUGAUCUGGUCCUCCCUUGCUCCUCCUCCUGCUCCUUCUUCAUAUGUCGACAUGUAG